AUGCCUCUAGAAAAAUCCUACUCGGAUCAAGUUGGUCGAACUAAGCGCUCGCCAUGGCAGCGAUCGAGGAGCAACCCCGUUCAGCAAACACCAAGGCCUCGAGCACUCCAGCCUGUGUCCGAGGUGACCAAGAACAAGCUCAAUAAGUUUCAGUAUCACCCCGCGAAUGGCGAAUCAGUCACAGAGAGCACAGAAAACGAACAGAAUGUAUCAAACAACCGAACCAAGGACGAUACAACGACUACGCCCGCUACUCGAUUGACCUGGCAAGAGCUGCUCGAACCUGCAGGUGGUACCGAAGAUGACACAACUACAUCGCCAAAUGACCGGCUCCUCUGGGACAACAGACAGGAUACGUUGUACAUGCCAGCAUUGUCUCCCAUGUUGAACCGCAAAGGAAGAAAGCGUGCUAGGAGCUCAUCGCCUGUUUCAUCUCCGGUAGCGGACAAGUCCAACACACCCUCGGUGAACGUCAAGAAGCUGGCGCAAGCCCUCAAGUCACCACACGCGGAUCCAACACUGGAAUUAUGGGACCGAUACUCGCUAAACGGAACCGACAAUGCAGGUAGUCCUCUAGGACUUGCAAACCCUGCACUUGCACAGCUGAUGGUAUCGUCUUCGCCACGGCCAUCGAAACCAACGGUUGGCGAAUCCAAUCUCAGACGAGCAAUAAGUUGCGGCUUGAAUUGGCCCAAAAGGAGAAGGGUUGAAAGAUCGACGUCAGGUAGUCGCCUGAGUACCGAGAUGGAAGAGAUGGAGGCGUCCAAGUCUUCAAUGGUAAAUGCACUGCUCGAUACGGUGACCAGUAGCAUCAACGGGCCAAGUGAGGAGCCCCGCGAGGAGCCUCAAGAUGCUCCAGAAUCUCCUUCUCCUAAGAAGAGGCGGAUAUAUACCACUAGCAAACCUGCUUCCUCGGACUAUGGUGAUGAUGACUUUGACGAAUUUGACGACGACACAAUAAUGCAACUUGAAGCUAGCAUCAACACUACUCAAUUGGAAACGAAUCCGCAACCAGAGGUAGCAGUAGCUGAAAAUAACACACUGUGCGAGAUCGAUGACGAGACACCGGAGAAGUUUGACGGCAAGCUGGAUGAAUUUGACGACUUGGACGAUGACUUCUUCGACGAGGCAGAAGAUCUCAUUACUGCGGACUCUCAACAGGUAUCACAGGCUCCAGCAACAACAAAACUCGACGACUUGGAUGAUGAAUUUGGAGACGCAUUUGGCGGAGACUUUGAUUUUGAAGCCGUGGAAUUGGCAGCAACACAAGCAGCCCAGAACUGCUCCGGAGACAGCCGGAAACCAAGAACAAUCCAACGAUACCUGGUGACGAAUGUCUUGGAGGGCGAAGGUCAAUGUAUCAUCGACGAUGGCCAAAAUCUUCUUAUUCUACACCCUGAUCAACUCAUAUCCGCAACUGUAGUGGCUGACUCGUUCGGUUGCAUGCGCCGUGCUGUGCUGCAAGAUCGUGUCAAGGCCACCAGUCCACCAACACCACCCCUUAUCUAUGGAACAAUGCUACACGAAAUUUUCCAAGAGGCCCUUCUUGCUAAUAAGUGGGAUCUCCCUUUUUUAUGCGCCGUCAUCGACCGAAUAACGGAAAAGCAUGUUGAAGACCUUUAUACUAUCAGAGUUGGCAUACCGUCAGCUCGAGAGCAUCUACAAUCGAAAAUGACCGAAUUGAGUUACUGGGCUGGCGCUUUCGUAUCUUCCCGCCCAAAGGAGGAUGCGGUAGUUGAAGACCGAAACGGGAAGAAGGCCAACAUGGCCGUUACCAAGCUCUUGGAUGUUGAGGAACACGUGUGGUCCCCAAUGUACGGACUCAAGGGCAACAUCGACGCAACCGUUGAAGUUGCAAUGCAAGAUGGAAAUGAUAUUCGGACUUUGACUGUGCCGUUUGAGGUCAAGACGGGUAAACAUGCAAACAGUAACCAUAUGGCUCAAACAGCACUCUAUACUUUGCUCUUAUCGGACCGCUACGACAUUGAGAUUGCAUAUGGAAUCCUCUACUAUAUGGAAACAUCCAAGACGAUGCGUAUUCCCGCAAUCCGACACGAGCUUCGACAUAUGAUCAUGCAAAGAAACCAACUAGCAUGCUACGUUCGAGAAAGAAGCGUCCAGUUGCCACCAAUGCUCAAGAGCAAGCACAUGUGUGGAAAAUGCUACGCCAAGACAUCAUGUUUUAUCUAUCAUCGACUCGCGGACGACGGAGAUGGGGACUCGAGUGGUAUGAACGAGAAAUUUGAUGAGCUCGUCAAGCAUUUAACCCCUCAUCACCAACAAUUCUUCAUCAAGUGGGAGAAUUUACUGACCAAAGAAGAGAAGGAGAGCCAAAAAACCAAGAGAGAGUUAUGGACAAUGACUAGUGCUGAACGAGAAAAGAAAUCUCGAUGCUUUGCAGAUGUCAUCAUCGAAGAAGGUUCAGCUUCAGUCGACACGGACAACCCUAGGAUCAAUCGAUACCACUACACCUUUGUCAAGCGAGAUCAAGUUUCAGGAUUCUCAUUCCUGGAGUCUGAGUUGUCAGUCGGAGAGCCAAUUGUGGUCUCUGACGAGGAGGGCCAUUUCGCCUUGGCCAUAGGCUACGUUACAGCGGUCAAGAGGCAACGAAUAAGUGUUGCAGUCGAUAGGCGACUCCAUAAUGCACGCAUUCGACAACCUGGGUUUGAUGAGAGGGACAACCAGAUUUUUGCUAGCAUUAUGGACGUUGCCCAUGAGGGCGCGACCCAGGAUGAGGCAACGGGCAAAAUUAAAGAGGCCCCUAUUCGCUAUCGGCUCGACCAAGAUGAAUUCAGCAAUGGAAUGGCGACUGUUCGCAACAACCUCGUGCAGAUGAUGGCAGACGAUAUCGUGGGAGCGCGGCAAAUUCGACGACUGAUUGUCGAUUUAGAAGCACCCAGAUUUAAGGCUGCACCAACUCAGUACAUCGUAUCGGAUCGAGAUAGCCUCAAUGUUGAUCAACAUCGAGCCAUUGAAAAAGUCAUGAGUGCUCAAGACUACGCACUUGUUCUUGGAAUGCCCGGUACUGGAAAAACAACAACCAUUGCUCAUAUCAUCCGCGCUUUGACAUCCCAGGGGAAGAGUGUGCUUCUGACCUCGCAUACACAUACUGCUGUGGACAACAUUCUGCUGAAACUCAAGGCUGACAGGAUACCUAUCCUUCGUCUGGGCGCCCCUGCUAAAGUACACCCCGACGUCCAGGAUUUCGCUAUUCUUGCAGGCCACCCAAUGAAGUCGUUCGAUGAGAUCAAAAAUGCAUGGCACGGGACACCAAUCCUUCCGCCCGUGGUCAAGAACGAAGAAGCACGCGAAGGCGGUCUCGAUGUCAGCCUGUUCAAACUCUUGUCCGACACUCACCCCCAAUCGGUCGUCAACUUGGAACAUCAAUACCGCAUGUGUGAGGAUAUCAUGGCUCUGAGCAACACUCUCAUCUAUGAUGGAAGGCUUCGGUGCGGUACAGAGCAGCUUCGAAGGCGGAAACUUGAAGUUCCACGAAUGGAGGCUCUCAUGCAGCGACAUUAUGACGCAUCAACCAUCAAUGCAGCAACUCCCCGGUCGUUCUGCGCUGCCCCUGGUCCGAAUCGAUGCUGGCUAUAUGACCUUCUCGAUAGCGAGGCACGCGUGCGUUUCGUUAACACUGACACAAUCCAACCUCCUGUUCGUGAAGAAGCCCAAGGCAAACGAAUCGUCAACUCGGCUGAAGUCCGCAUCGUUUCUCAGCUCGUUGACAGCCUUUUGACAGUUGGAGUUCCAGACUCUGAAAUUGGUGUGAUGACACACUACCGAGCACAGCUAUUUAUGCUCAAAGACAAGCUCAAGAUGUUCUCUGGAGUAGAGAUGCACACAACCGAUCGUUUCCAGGGACGAGAUAAGGAGGUGAUUGUCCUCAGUCUCGUGCGAAGCAAUGAAGCGUGUAACAUUGGAGACCUGUUGAAGGAUUGGAGACGAAUCAAUGUUGCUUUCACACGAGCCAAAACAAAGCUCCUCGUUGUUGGGAGCAAAUCGACACUCAAGGGCAGCGGCAGCGACAGUAUGCUAAGCCGAUUCAUAUCUUUGAUGGAGGACCGGAAUUGGAUCUACGAAAUGCCCGCCAAUGCGCUUGAGAACCAUUAUUUUGAGGACUUCGGUACACAGAUCACAGCUACAGGCCCUACACAAAGGAUUAAAUCACCACGGAAGAAAUGUUCUGGAAAGGAGAACCGCAAGCGUUCACCGAAAAUGGCCAGGAUUAGCGACAAGGCGUUAUUAAAAGGAAAACUUAUCACGAGGGACAUCUUGAACGAAAUGACCAACGGCGCAUAUGUUUGA
This is a messenger RNA of Fusarium oxysporum Fo47, 4308 nucleotides long. Its product is annotated as bifunctional ATP-dependent DNA helicase/ssDNA endodeoxyribonuclease DNA2. Gene Ontology annotation, molecular function: 5'-flap endonuclease activity; helicase activity. Gene Ontology annotation, biological process: replication fork reversal. Bases 1 to 4308 code for a protein of 1435 amino acids. Lineage: Eukaryota; Fungi; Ascomycota; Sordariomycetes; Hypocreales; Nectriaceae. Gene Ontology annotation, cellular component: cytoplasm. The transcript is spliced from 6 exons. The record is from RefSeq and is a predicted model, not a curated record.